AUGGCUGAAGAAGACAGCCUCGCCGCCCUCCAGGGCCUACACCGCGACUUGUGCGCGCACAUCGACCUGCAGCUGCCAGUCCUGGAGCGACUGCUGCUGAACCUAGAGGCGCAUCUGGAAGAGCUGAAGACGCUAUUGGACAAGAAGCCGAAGAACGAUGCGAGCAGGCAGGCGCUAAGCUCUGGCAAGAUCAGGAUCGACGACAACGAGUAUGAGGUCAACGACGACUUCAAGCAGAAGGCGCUCGAACUCGCCGACGCCCUCAAUCUCGACGAGCUCGACGCCGCUGCCCUCUUUCUGGGCGCCGAGAGCGAAGCCCAGGAGCUCGACCGACCCCAGCUCCAGACCGCCGUGAUCCGCUUCCACCGACGCCGCGAAUAUGUUCUGCUCUGCGUGCGCAUUCUGAUGAAGACUGCGCUGGACAAUGGCGACUCGGAAGUGGAAGGCCUGCCUGUUCUGCAGGAGGCUGCCCAGAUGAUAGUCGGAGUACAUGGCACAACCAACCUGUCCAACGCAUACGGCUUCUGGACCAAGUGCUUGACCAGCAUGGAGGCCGUCGAGAAGUGGCUGCAGUCCGUUGCGGAGCGUGUCCAGAGCACUCAGGUCGUUGGACAAGUGCCCCUCCCUGGCUUCGUCGAGAUAAUGGAUUACCAGCGCCAGAGUCUCACACGGCAGCACGAGAACCUAGCCGCGAUAUGCACGCAUAUGAUCAAGCCCGGAUACGUCAAUCUCGACAACUACAAUGCUUUACUCACCCGCGCCAAGUCCCUCGACCGACACGACCUCAUUACCAUUCACUACGUCCCGAUACUCCUGCGCCUCACAUCUUGGGUCGCAUCCGAGGGUAACAACGUCAUGCUGAGGGAAGCGCGCGCUCUUCACGACUCGCUCAUGGCGGGAAGGGAAAACGACAACUGGGCGCUGAGGAAUCUGCAUUCGGCGACAUUGACGUGGUGGUUGGCGGAGUACAGUGGGCGGUACAUGGACCCCAACACGCAAGACGCUGCAUUGCAGGGCAUCAACUUUGAGGAGGAGGCCAACACCCGAUCUGAAAUCUUCCUGAAAGCACUCGGCGACGGCGCAUUCCAUUUCAUGCUAUCGGUCAGUCAGGAUGUGCGCCCCACGCGCUGGUACGACCCUCAGAAGACUAGCAUGUUAUCUACGCUGUUGCAGGACACCGCGGUCCUGAGCAGAGACUCGCCGCAGCCUGAGGACUUCUUCAAGGAGCUUCUCAUGGAGCAAUUACAGACGUUCGUGGACUCAUUCAUUACUCACAUGCCAGACACUCUACGCAAACUAAAAGCCGAGGAGGACGACCAGCGACGACAAUUACAACUUCAUUUCCAACGCUCAACUGGAGAGUACCCGCUACAUCUCGAACGGUUCAUGGUCAUUGUCGCGUAUGCUUUCGACGGGUUCCCAGACGCAGCGGAAGACUUCUGGAGCGACAAAGAGAGCAAUCUCUACGGAUUCCUGCAAUGGGCAGCCAAGCGCCAACCCACACCCCGGAUAGCCAUGUUCUGCGAGAUGUUACGGGCCAUUGGUUCUGGAGAGGCAAAUGCCGAAGCGGCGCAUCGCUUCCUGCUAGAAGAGGGGGCAUCCGCUUCAGGAAAGAUCCGACGGACGAGUUCGCUCAGCUACACGACCAUCUUCAACGAGCUGCGCGAGUUCGAGAACGACAUCCACGAGCCAAAGAAGCCAAUCCAAAGCGGCGUCUACGCUCAAACCAUGAAUCCAAUCGACCAGAUCGUGGAACCAGAGAGCGCAACUAUGCUGGAAAGCUACCUAAGACUCAUUGCACACAUUUGCCGACAAAGUUCUUCUGCGCGGAUGUGGAUCCUAGAUCUUAAAGAGUAUUCCUUUGCUGGCAUCUGCUUUGGUCUGUGCACCGACAAAGUUGAGAGUGGGCUUCGAGCAGCCGCUUACGACGCUCUGUCAGCUCUGCUUGUGGGCAAGGACUGCACUCGUGCAGAUGCCAUGUGGAGUCUCUUGGAUGAGUGGACGGUCAAUGGCUUCUACACUGGAUCUAGGCAAAACAACGCCUUGGGUGCUACUCCCAGAGAUGACUUGUGGCCAACGCUCGCCGACGGAUACGACGAGUCCAUCGCCCUGGUUCGUUUCCUUCACUCGCUCGUAGAGCCAUACCCGGAGAACGAAGGCUUGAACGACAGUCUACCAUUCCCGGAGGGCCUGGGUUCGUCGCGCAGGAUGCCGGGUAUUGAAAGCUACAUUGACUUCGUCAUGCAGCAGGUGUUUGCAGAACGUUCUUUGGACGUGCUUGAUCCGCUACAACGCAGCGUCAUGCAGUGGACAUGCUUGCGCUUCAUGGUAACAUGUCUUUCCACGUUCAAUGAGAAUCUCGUCGUGUUCGCGAACAAGUCUAGCAUACCUGUUGAUUCGGUCAUCGACCCCACGUCACUUGCUGUGUACGUUGCGCUUCACCCAUUUGCACGCGUCAUGGAAUGGCUCUUCAACGACAAGGUUCUAAAGGCUCUUUUCGUUGCAUCGCAUCACGACGUGACCGAGGUCGACGCUGCUCCAUCUGACUCACCGUUGAUCCAAUCCCUGAUGCUCAGCAUUGAGGUGAUGGAUCUCGUGAUGAAGCUUCAGGCGACGUACCUGGAUAUCGUCAAGCCAGUUCUCAAGCAACAAACGUCGUUCCAGCAUUCUCCCGUGUCGAACUUGUCGCUUGCAUCUUUCGAGGAUGCGAUCUUGAACAACUUGCAAGUUAUUGUCGACCUGGGACUCUACUGCGGUACCGGCCACGAAGCCUUGACCAUCGCUUCUCUUCAACUGCUAGAGAAGAUGGCUUCUUCGCGAAAACUUGCAGUCUCCCCUGCGGGCUUCGGACAACGAUCAGGGCGCAGCAAGAUUGUCGGCAUACUGGAGAAGGACAAUGAAGCCGAGCGCAUUGGUCGGUCGCUCUCGGGUCUGAUGCGGUUCAGCGCCGAAGAGCUCGAAGCUGGUGAGGAUGCUUCCGGAUAUGUUGUCAAGCUUCGCGUAUUGGACUUCUUGAACAGUUGUCUAGCUGCUGUGUCCCUCCGGCCGACCAUAGCCCAUAUCCUUCUCGGCUUCUCAUGCGGACCCAACACUGUCCGCGUUGGAGAGAACAGCCUCUGGUCAAACGGACAAGCCUUGUUCCACAGCAUACUUCUUCUUGGGGUUCAGUAUCCUGACAAUGACGGCGAACAGUUCAUAGCUUGGCGGUCUGCUCUCAAGACCCGAUGCUGGGAUGUCUUGCAGAAGCUCUGGCGGUCGCCGCUGACGAGCGCGCUUGUGAUGGAAGAGCUCCGUGACAACGAGCUGCUCUUUGUGGAGGCCCCCCAACUAACUCCCAUUACCCUUGAUAUUCCCUGGGACGGAAUGUCACUUGCGCAAGGGCUCGAGGUCACGCCUAACGAUUACUCCCCAUUCUUCUCAGGACCACCAGCACUCGCCCUCCAGAGCUUCCUUCAAAGACGCGCUGCUUUCCUCGACUAUGAGUCAAGAGAGCUGCGCUUAACAGUGAAAGAGAGCAUGCCGACUAUGAAGUCUAGGAUCCAAUCUGUCCUUCUCGGUACCACGAUCCGGCCCGGCGAGGACGCAAUGCCGAAUCCGAACAUCUUCGAUCUAUUCGACUUCAUCGAGCUGUCCUAUCCUGAGCGCGCUCUGCCAGAUCAACACAAGUUCUUCGAAGGUGUCAACCUGACCUCAUGUCAAGAAGAAAAAGAGGGCUGCACUCUCUACUCUUUGCCACUCUUGGAACAGGUCAUCCGUCUCAAGAUGAAGUACUGGCGGAAAGAGGGCAUCCUGACUGAUCAGGAGCAAGAAGAGCAACUUGUUGAGCAAGCCGAAUUGCUCAUGGCUAUCUUCGUGGACUGGAACCGUCGCACGCAACUUCUCCGCUACCACAAGGACAUUCUACAGUCGUGGGUUCAAGUCGUCAUGGUCGCGGUACACAGCUGCGAUUUCGAGAACAGCGCGCGCAGUUCGUUCAUCAUGCAGACGCUACAAGUCAUCCUACCCAAGCUUGAGCAGUCAUACUCCUCCGACAUCUUCACGGCUCUCCAACUCGCCAGCCUAGCAGAGGCUCUCAUUCAAAAGGUCGACUUUGAGUCAACCGCAUUCGACAAGACAGGCGACUUCGCAAACGACCGCCUCUCUCAACUCUUCCGCGCGGCGCUCAUCGGCAUAUACAGCCCCGUGUCCACCGCCGAACUACGGGAAUACUGCUACCAGAUCUGCUUCCGCUACAUCCACGGCACCUUCAACAAAGCAACGCCCAACUCCCUCCUCGGCCGCCACACCCUCAGCGCCAUCAAGAACUGCGGCACCAACAUGCUCGAAGUAAUCUGCGACGACGCCUACAGCGGCCAGGGAACCUGCAAAGUCUCCGCGCUCCUCCUCCUCAACGCCUUCGUCUCAGCCGCAACACGCCAAUCCUCCAAAUACAUCCUCGACAGCUUCGUGUCCCUAAACUUCGUCGGCGUCCUUGUCGACAACAUCAAGCACAUCCCCGAAGAACUCUUCGCCGCUGCAGCACCCCAAGUCCCUGUCCUCCUUUCCUACUACGACGCCAGUCUCGCUCUCCUCCUCCGCGUAUGCCAGUCCCGUCUCGGCGCCGCCCAUGUUCUGAACGCCGGUCUCUUCCCCGCUAUCCGCGACUCGCAGCUCUUCUCCGUAGACCCGGAUAUCGGCCUUGAAUUUGACGAUCCCAACGCGCUGCGCAAGUACUACGAGCUCAUGCUCGCUGUGCUGCGUGUUAUCAACGCUGCGGUCAUUGCGCGGGGCAGGCAAAAUGAUCAAACGGUGUUCCAGGCGAGAGAGUUCCUGAAAGACAAUAGACAUAGCAUGGUUAGUGUCUUCAAGAGGAGUGUUAAUGUUGGUGUGGGCAUGGGCGAGGAACUGCAGCAGGAUAUUGUGGAUUUGGUGGAUUGUUGGACCGUUUUGGUGGAUGUUACGGGAUUUUUGCAGUAUGAGGAUCAGUCGAGUGCGAAGAAGGUUAGGGUGAAUAUGUUCUCUUGA
Messenger RNA from Alternaria infectoria, 5004 nucleotides. RefSeq lists its product as uncharacterized. The coding region runs from base 1 to 5004 and encodes 1667 amino acids. The record is from RefSeq and is a predicted model, not a curated record. Gene Ontology annotation, molecular function: structural constituent of nuclear pore. Gene Ontology annotation, biological process: nuclear pore organization. Gene Ontology annotation, cellular component: nuclear pore; nuclear pore inner ring. NCBI's taxonomy places the organism in Eukaryota, Fungi, Ascomycota, Dothideomycetes, Pleosporales, Pleosporaceae. The transcript has 3 exons.